This is a messenger RNA of Scedosporium apiospermum, 957 nucleotides long. RefSeq lists its product as uncharacterized. The coding region runs from base 1 to 957 and encodes 318 amino acids. The record is from RefSeq and is a predicted model, not a curated record. The transcript has 3 exons. NCBI's taxonomy places the organism in Eukaryota, Fungi, Ascomycota, Sordariomycetes, Microascales, Microascaceae.
AUGGAUCCCCAAGCCCCGCCCUCCGAUGUGCCGGAUUCAUACGAGCCGCCAACCCUGGACCCUACUCCUGCCGAUCCCUCGACGUUCCCCGACCCUGAGGGGGCGGCUGCCAUGAAGGCAAUGUCCGACAAGGUCCAAUCCAUGUAUGACAGCGGAGUGCCGCUCUUCACCAAAGAUGCUCUUCGACAUGCCGCAAACCAGCUGGCCCUGUACCGCGCAAGACCCCGAGACGACCGACAAGUCACUCUGAUCGACAUGACCGGCAAGAGUGUGGAGUAUACCAUCUGCCUGCCAUUCUCCGACCACAGUUGGGAACGAAGGAAAAGGUCCGGACCCCUACCGCCUCUCGGGUGUGUGGGAGACUUGCAGCAGAUUUUUGAGGAUGCCAGGGCAGAAUGGGAUUCCAGCACACAACACGAUGAACUGCAGCAAAUCCUGGCUGCCCUGAAACUCCCAUUCGGGCUCAGCAAAGUGAUUGCAUUCGCAUUGGGUUCUAUGGGUGGCGACUUUAGAGCCUCUCGACAGUCCUCGAUCCAGCAUGCACUGCUCCUGAGUCUUCGACGUGGACUUUCCAAUUCCACCCAGACGCCCGAGCUCGAAUGCUUCUCACAGGAGCCUGGAUACUCGGAUCAGGACAAGCAGGUCCUCCAGGCAUCGGGAGUCAAAAUCCUGGAAGACCCCGUGGGCUUUUUAGAAGUGGACGAGACUAGCGUUAUUUUAUCGAUUGCGCCUAACGUGCCAGUCAAGCAGAUCAUCACGGACCUCGGCCGACCCGCCAUCAUGAUUUGGUGCAAGCCACCAGAAUCAGACGAUCGACCAAUGACGGAUCCGGAAUCGUCGAGGGUUCGGGAGAUGCUGAAGAACGAAUACUCCAAGACGGACUUUCCGCGCCACGAGGCUUACCCCCCUCUAUCUCUCUAUGUUAGAAAAGCUGUUAUAGGACGGGUUUCCGAGUGA